Hemibagrus wyckioides is the source of this 1674-nucleotide messenger RNA. It is a transcript of the gene ltb4r2b, whose product is annotated as leukotriene B4 receptor 2b. Bases 399 to 1457 code for a protein of 352 amino acids. NCBI's taxonomy places the organism in Eukaryota, Metazoa, Chordata, Actinopteri, Siluriformes, Bagridae. Gene Ontology annotation, biological process: G protein-coupled receptor signaling pathway. The record is from RefSeq and is a predicted model, not a curated record. Gene Ontology annotation, cellular component: membrane. The transcript has 5 exons. Gene Ontology annotation, molecular function: leukotriene receptor activity.
GGUGAGGGUGUGUUAUGUGUGUGUGUGUGUGUGUGUAGUACUAGAAUAAAUGACUGUAUAACAGUAAGUCUGAAGUUAUACUCAGUGAUAAGGAGACAGAGAAGAAGAGACACAAACAGACAGAUACAGUCUGAGAGAGAGAGAGAGAGAGAGAGAGAGUCAGAAAGAGAGAGAAAAAUAGAGAAAGAGAGAGAAAGAAACCGAGAGAGAGAGAGAGAGAGAGAGAGAGAGAGAGAAACAGAGAGAGACAGAAUAAAAAAUAGAGCAAGAAGAGAAAGACAGUUAGAGAGAGAAGAUGGUGGCGUGAGAGGAAGUUGUUCCUGAAACAGAGAUUUAAUCCUUAUGUUCCUGUGAGGAAAGUUUACCGCUCCGCAUCAUCCACACACACCAGUGCCGUAAUGAUGGUGAACAAUACCACAAACUCAUUCUCUCCUAAUGACACCCAAUCAGACCCCACUGUCUCCUUUGCUAUCGGUGCCUUCAUCCUUGCCAUCGUCUUCCUUCUGGGCGUGCCAGGAAACCUCUUCAUCAUAUGGAGCAUCCUGGCACGUGCCCGUAAGCGCUCGGUCACCACGUUGAUCAUCCUGAACCUGGCAUGUGCCGAUGGUGCCAUCAUGUGCCUCACUGUGUUCUUCAUCUUGUACCUGGCCAAGCAGUCAUGGGUAUUUGGACACUUCAUGUGCAAGCUGCUCUUCUACCUGUGCAACACCAACAUGUAUGCCUCCAUCAUGCUCAUCACGCUCAUGAGUGUGCAUCGGCUGCUGACCGUGCUGCGACCACAAGGUGCUCACUUCUUCAAGCGCAGGAGGAACGUGCUAUGCAUCCUCACCACGCUCUGGCUGCUCGUCUUCAUUCUCGCCAUCCCUGCUCUGAUCUUCAGGAAAGUGAUCAAGGAGAACGCCAAUCUGACGCUCUGCUCACACCAUCACCCUGAUCCCAGAUAUGAGGCAUUCCACAUGAGCAUGGAGACGGUGCUGGGCUUCCUGCUGCCCUACGGGAUCAUCGUCAGCAGUUACGUGUGUAUUCUCCGCCACUUGCGACAGACACCGUUCAAGAGGCGAGUGCGCAGCGAGAAGCUCAUCCUUGCCAUCAUCAUCACUUUCGCUGCUUUCUGGCUGCCGUAUCACAUCAUCAACAUCGUCCAGGUGGUGUCUGCAUGUGCACCAGAGGAUUCUCAGCUGCGAAAAAGGUUGAGCAGCAUCUCAAGAUUGUGUCGAGCCGCCACUUCCUCUCUGGCCUUCAUCAGCAGCUGUGCUAACCCGGUGCUGUACACGCUAGCCGGACGCUCGUACAUCCGCACAGACGGACUGUCCUUCAUGGCCCGGCUGUUCGAGGGCACGGCGCUGGAGAUCAUCGGCGGAACGCUCCGAAUUCACCGCAAAGUGAGCAGAGCAGGAGCAGCAGUGCUCGCACUGAACAAAUGCGACUCCAUCACGAACAAAGCAGAGCCAAGCUAACAACAAAAUAAAACAUUUAUAUUACUACACAACUAAAUCUAUUUUUUACAGUGAUUCAAUCAUAUAGUGAGUCAGUGAUAUAGUGAUUUAGUGAUUCUGUGAUAUAUUGAUUCAGUGAUAUAGUGAUUUAGUGAUUCUGUGAUAUAUUGAUUCAGUAAUAUAGUGAUUUAGUGAUUCAGUGAUAUAUUGAUUCAGUGAUAUAUUGAUAUAGUGAUUU